AUGCUUUCGCUCUCUCGUUUCGCAGUCCUCGGACUCAGCCUCAUUCCAGCUGUCUUCUCUUCGCCUCUAUAUCGGCCAAGCAAACGAGGCGGCACCAUCGCACUCGCUCUAAACACAGAUUUUCCCGAUCCGGCCUUUGUUCAGCACACGGACGGAUCGUGGUAUGCUUUCGGCACCAAUAGCAAUGGAAAGCGCAUUCAAGUCGCUCAUUCAACCGACUUCGAGUCUUGGACUCUGCUCCAAGACGAAGCCCUUCCCACACUGUCCGGCUGGGAGACGGAAGUGAACCACUGGGCUCCGGAUGUGAUUAGGCGGUCGGAUGGCAAAUACGUCAUGUAUUAUUCCGCUGAAUACCAGGGAGGCAACGGUCACCACUGCAUCGGAAUCGCUCUUGGCGGCGACAACCCCGUCGGUCCCUACAUUCCAGUCUCAAACAGCCCAUUUGCAUGCCCUCUCGACCAAGGCGGUGCGAUUGAUGCGGCCGGAUUCGAAGACGAAGACGGUUCUCGCUACGUUGUCUACAAGGUGGACGGAAAUGGAGGUGACUGUGUUAAUGGGGGUACUCCCGGCACUUCAACCCCAAUAAUGCUCCAGCCCGUGCAAGAGGAUGGAAUUACAUCCGUGGGAAAUCCAACGAAGAUUCUCGACCGCGAUGAAUCGGAAGGCCCUCUUGUCGAAGCGCCAUAUCUGACCAAGACAAGUGAUGGCAAGUACGUUCUGUUCUAUUCAAGCCACUGCUUCAACGAUCCGAACUAUGAUGUGCGCUAUGCCACCGCAUCUAGCAUCACUGGACCGUAUACCAAAGCUGGGUUUUCGCUGGUAUAUACCGAUGAUAAGUUAUACGGUCCUGGUGGCGCGACUGUCGAUGCCGAGGGGAGAAUGCUGUUCCACGGCUGGUGCAAUAAUAACUCUAUGAGGUGUAUGUAUGCCGCCAACCUCGAUCUCGGUGACGAACGGAUUGCUCUUGCGUAG
This is a messenger RNA of Talaromyces rugulosus, 972 nucleotides long. RefSeq lists its product as uncharacterized. Gene Ontology annotation, molecular function: hydrolase activity, hydrolyzing O-glycosyl compounds. NCBI's taxonomy places the organism in Eukaryota, Fungi, Ascomycota, Eurotiomycetes, Eurotiales, Trichocomaceae. The coding region runs from base 1 to 972 and encodes 323 amino acids. The transcript is spliced from 2 exons. Gene Ontology annotation, biological process: carbohydrate metabolic process. The record is from RefSeq and is a predicted model, not a curated record.